This is a messenger RNA of Lethenteron reissneri (Far Eastern brook lamprey), 1485 nucleotides long. It is a transcript of the gene WFDC1, whose product is annotated as WAP four-disulfide core domain 1. NCBI's taxonomy places the organism in Eukaryota, Metazoa, Chordata, Hyperoartia, Petromyzontiformes, Petromyzontidae. Gene Ontology annotation, molecular function: peptidase inhibitor activity. Gene Ontology annotation, biological process: regulation of cell growth. Gene Ontology annotation, cellular component: extracellular region. The record is from RefSeq and is a predicted model, not a curated record.
UCUAUUCCCGACCCGCCUCCUCUCUCCACCUCCCCCGCCCCCUCCCGGCGGUCGCACCGCACCGCGUGUGCCAUCCCGACCCGUUGCGUCCCAGCCGGUGCCUCCAACCCGCCCGCCUCGCGCAGCGCGUCCGCGGUGGUGGUGGUGGUGCCGACCCGUGCUUGUGGCUCAACCGCGUGUCUCAUUCACCGGAUCUCGCCGACCAGGUCGAGGAUUUCCGUUCCGUCUGGACGUGUCCUCCCCGUCUCCUCAUCCCAUCAUCAUCAUCAAUGGUCAACGUGGUGUGACGAGCGCAACACGGAUCCCAGCCCUCGUCUCAUCCUCUUCCUCACACAUCAACUCCUCACCGCCGGGAAGACCCCGCGUGGAUGAAUGGCGAUGUCCGUAGCUUCAGCUAUAAGCGGCCGCUAUCACCACCACCACCACCACGGCUGCCUCCCCAUGCUGCUGCUGCUGGUGGUGCUUCUGCUGCCUCCCGGCGUCCGGCUGCACCCCGGGGUGCUGCAAGCGGGGACGCGGGACGCCCCCAAGGGCGCCCUGCACCUCCGCGUGGUCGACCGAGCCGGCCCCGCAGACGGCCAGGACUACGAGGCGGAGGCGCCGGAGCAGCAGCAGCGCAGCGACCGCUGCCCCCCGCCGCCGCAGAGCCUCCCGGAGCGCGCCUGCGAGGUGGCGACCUGCCGCGCCAACUCCGAGUGCGGGCAGGCGAAGCGCUGCUGCUACAACGGCUGCAGCUACGCCUGCCUCGAGCCCGUGCCGCCACCCCCAGUGCUGGACUGGCUCGUGCAGCCGAAGCCGCGCUGGCUGGGAGGCAACGGCUGGCUGCUGGACGGGCCCGAGGAGGUGCUCCCAGCGGAGGCGUGCAGCACCACGGAGGAUGGCGACGUGCCGCUGCAGUGCCCCACGGGCUACGAGUGCCACAUCAUCCGCGCGGGCAACCCGGCCCUCGGACUGCCCAACCGCGGGCAGUGCGUGAAGCAGCGCGAGCACGCAGGUUCUCGCGAGGGUUGGUGAAUCUUCACGAAUCUGGACUUGCGGUGAGUCUAACACGUCGGCUUGGUGAAGAAGGGGGCCACCUGGGACCGGGUCCGAUUGUUCACUCGCCACCCACGUGAGCCCUGGCGGCGGAUCGAACUCGGGCCGGCGGGUCCGCAGCUCCGUGCGCUCACGCCGCUGGACUCCCUCGUGCACAGUCCCACGGGGCGCUGCUGUUUCUCCUGCUGCUUCUCCUGCUGCUCCUCCUCCUGCUGCUGCUGCUGGGGGAAGCCUUCGCGGACGCGUCGAGGUUCGUCAGAUCUCCGGUGGCGGAGCCUCUGACACGUUGUUGAGGCACGAGUUCAGGAGAGACCCCACGGACGCCUGCUGUUUAGCACGUGGGUGGAGUUGCCAUUAAUGUUUGAACGUGUUAACCUCAAUUAUGUCAUCACUUUACAUGCUAAUGUGUAUGUGAGUAAUUUAAAAUACGCAAUUAAAUUCCUUGCAUAA